Molecule: messenger RNA, 1519 nt
Organism: Yamadazyma tenuis ATCC 10573
Lineage: Eukaryota; Fungi; Ascomycota; Pichiomycetes; Serinales; Debaryomycetaceae
Source: RefSeq, a predicted model, not a curated record
GCAAAACCUAACAAUACCACCGGUUGUAAAGGUGUUAAGUAAAGAUGACAGUUUCUGACCACGAACUCGAGGCGUCUAUUCUCAAAAUAAAGGAUCUCUUGAAUGCAGACCCAUCCAAGCAAAACUUGGCCGAUGCAAUUGACCUUUUAAACCUGCUCCUCCAGUCAAUGAUGCCCUCAAUCCAGGCACAACGUACACCAAUGACCAUGGCUCCGUUUUCUGCAAACUCAUCAAGUAGCAAGUUGGUUCGAUUUGUCAAGCUCCAAGACAACUUCCGCUUCAGCUUGGUCUUGAGUAUUGACAGGUACCUUGACUGGAUAUAUGAUAACAUUAGCACUGUUGAUAGUGCAUCAAUUGUGCAACUCAACAGACUUCUACAAGGACUUUUGUUGAUUCAUUCACCGUCUCGAUCGAUUUUCUCCAACACCACCGACAUGAGGAAGAUCUUGAGGUUCGUUGAGUUGGGCAGUCCAGCUGUUCCGUUUGAGGUGACCAUCUCAUUUAUCACCACCUUGCUUCAUAUUUUGAUCAAAAACCUAGACAAUUUCCGGGUAUUCGAAUCGUGCAAUGGCUGCUCUAUUCUCAUCAGUAAACUAAAGAUAUCCGAUUUGUCUGUGCCUAAAAAGUCCAUUGAAAAUAAUUCGAGCAUGAAGUCUGCCAACCAGCAGAUGCUCAACUUCAAGAUCAUUGAGUUUUUAAUUUUCUACCUCAAUGAUGAGUCAGAACUGCAAGGCUUCGAUGGGAAGAAGAAGUCCAUCAAGGAGAAAUCUAAUUAUUUUAGGAACGACUUUCCUGAUAUCGAUAAUCUUAUUGAAUCGCUCAAUGAUUUGAAGAACAUAUAAAGUUAAGUACACCUACUCAGGUGCGAAGCGUCUCAUAGAAACCGACCAAACUUCUCACUCGGUUAGUGUCAGGACCAAUGUUUACUCUGGUGCUGCUCUGAACUGCUCUUUCUGAGCGGUUACCUCCAAGAUGAAAAAUGUCCUCAAUGAAAUGAACAAAGUUGGGGUCGGGCACAAAUCUGUGGACAGAGUACUCUUCUAUUACUUCGUGGUCAAUCAUGGAACAACUUUCAGUUGGAAGAGUGCCGACUGUCAGUGCCAAGCUUAAUGUGUCGUUGUCUGUGGUUUCAAUUACGAUAGACAUUGCUUGAAACGAAAAGUUCCCAUCCAUAAUUGAUUCAUCUGCAGUGUGCAAAGAGCUUAAGACGUGUUUGGGAUGCUCAUCGUUGACACUAUUAUUAGGCUCAUCAGCCUGAGGUUCUGGUGUACUUCUUUUCGCAAGCUUCUCGGGACUUGGUUUUUCUACAGGUAUGUGCUCUUGUUUCACAGCAUGACAAGCUAAGAGACUUAGUUUUAUCUGACUCCAUAAGCUGUGUUUUCAUGACUUCACCUUCUUAUAGACAUCUUUUCUAAAAGAGCCUUUUUUUGGUUUAGUGCUUAUACUUGGAUAACACUUCAUUUCUUUGUCCUCUUGAGAAAUAGGUAUAAUUAAAUUUCUAAUAAAUAUACUGGACUUU